UUAGCCUAAUUUCUUUUGUUCUUUCUUUACACAAGCAUUGAUUGGAGUUAGAUAAUUGCAUCUACACGUGUCCUAUGAAGAUGUAACGCAAAAAAAUAAAAAAUUGAUCAAAAGAUGUAACGCAAUUAGUAAAUGCUUUUCCACAGCUGCUCCCUCUCUCUCUCCUCUCUUUCUCUCUCUUACCAGCUCAAAAAUGAAGGAAAAUUGAAAAAUCAGCUGCGGAGCGUUAUUGCUGAGCAUGCUUUCAGCCCUUUUGAGUUAUUGAUUUGUUUGUGCUGUUUCAAUUCAAAAUUUGUAAGUAAGAGUCCUUCAACUCAAAUCUUGAAUCCAUUUUUGGGGGAAAAAAUUGAAUCUUUGCUGCGGCUGCAUCAAUCCCAUUUGUAGUUUUUGCUGUAUAAUUUGUUGGGAUUUGGAAUUUGUUGUUGCGGAAUGAAUCUUUGAUUGAGGGAAAAGUGAAAUAUCAAUAAAGAAAAAUGCAUAUUUUCAAGAGGCUGAGAGGGGUUGCCUUAGAUCCAUGAAAUCCAUAUCUCCAUGUGUCAAAAAAGUUGGCAUCUUUUGAGGGUUUGCUUGUGAAUCUUGUGGGGGGUCGGUUUUCCUUUUUCCUAGGUUUGUUUUCAUGACUUCCCCUUCUUGCAGUUAUGGAUAAGGGUUUAAAUUUUUUGUCCUUUUCUUGAUUCUCGUGAGUAUAUAAGGGUUGGUGUUUGCAGAUUGGGAUCUUGGCUUUUAAGGUUGUUGUUUUUGAGUUUUCUUGAUUCCAAUCCUUAAAAUUUCUCUUUGUGGAAGUAUGUUUAAUGCAUCCUUUGUUUGACUCCUAGAUCCCUAUUUACCUCUUUCAGUUGUGUUGGAAAGUAGUUAGUUUCGAUCUCGUUCCUUUUUUGUUUACUUCUUCACGCAAUUGCUCCUCCUUUUUUGUUUGGGUAGUGAUCCAAUUGAUGAACUUUUGAUUCCUCUCUUAAGGUCAGUUUGUUACCUGAAAAGAUCGAUUUCGAGCAUCUGCAUAGGUUUAUAGAGCCUUUUCUUUAUCUAUAAAUCGGUUUGGGAUUGCAAUGAUGGAAGAGAUAUCUCCUGCAGCAGUCGCAGUUCCAUUUAGUCUAGGCAAUCCCGUGUGUGAGAAUCCCGCGAUUUCAAACCAUAUGGAGAUUGCUCGACUCAAAUUAGUGACGGAGACAGCAUCGUUGCUGUCUGAUCCAGCAUUUGGCUGGGAUGCUGGUUUUAGUUGUGUGAAAACUGAAACCAGUGAGGUGGAUAGCAUGCUAGACUCGACACUCGUUAGUGAGAAUAGUCAGUCGGGCGGUAGUAAUGUUCAUGAUAGUGAAGAGGAUGAACUUAUCUUGUUCGGGGAGGGCACUAACUUGAUAGGUAGUGUAGAGUUGCUACCCCUAGAUCCCACCUCAAAUAUAGCUGUGCCACUUGUUGCUGCUUCUGAAACGAGCGUGCCAAUUGCUGUUGAGAUUGAGGGUGUGGAGAAUGGACAGCUUGUUGCAAAGGUGAUCAGUGUGGAGGAGAAAGGCAUACCAACGGGAGAAUGUUCGAGUGGACCUGCAAUUAGAGAAUCUGUAGUUUCUGUUAAACUGCCCUGUGAGAGAACCCCCGGGAAAGGUGGUGUUAAGAGUGUCUUUGAGCUGGACUGUGUGCCGCUCUGGGGUUCAGUGUCGAUAUGUGGACACAGGCCCGAGAUGGAAGAUGCUCUUAUGGUUGCACCACAUUUCAUGAAAAUUCCGGUGAAGUUAUUUAUUGGUGACCAUGGAAGCGAUGGAAUAAGUCAGACUUUGAAUCAACUGACUUCUCAUUUUUUUGCGGUUUAUGAUGGUCAUGGUGGAUCUCAGGUUGCGAAUUAUUGUCGUGAUCGUAUUCAUUGGGCUUUGGUGGAGGAAUUGAACGAAUGUAAAGUGGUGGAAGGGAGCACUAGGGACACUAGGCAGGUGCAGUGGGAGAAGAUUUUCACCGAUUGCUUCCUAAAAGUCGAUGAUGAAGUUGGGGGCAAGUCAAUAGAGGGCAACCCUCAAGGAGAUAUGGAAGAGGAUUGCAUUGUCGAACCUCUUGCCCCAGAAACCGUUGGAUCUACUGCUGUCGUUGCAGUUUUGUCAUCCUCCCAUAUUAUAGUUGCGAAUUGUGGAGAUUCGAGGGCUGUACUCUAUCGUGGUAAAGAAGCAAUCCCGUUAUCAGUUGAUCACAAACCAAGUCGGGAGGAUGAAUAUGCUAGGAUUGAGGCAUCCGGAGGCAAGGUCAUAUCGUGGAACGGCCACCGCGUUUUUGGUGUUCUUGCAAUGUCAAGGUCUAUCGGCGACAGAUACUUGAAGCCAUGGAUCAUACCUGAGCCGGAGGUAAUGUUCGUCCCUCGCAGCAGAGAAGACGACUGUCUCAUCCUGGCCAGCGACGGGUUGUGGGAUGUGAUGUCGAACGAGGAAGUGUGUGAAGUGGCGAAGAAACGCAUUCUGAUCUGGCACAAGAAGAACGGGACAGACCCGCUGGCAGAUCGAGGCCAAGGCGUCGACCCGGCCGCACAAUCCGCGGCAGAUUACCUCUGCCACCUGGCCCUGCAGGCGGGGAGCAAAGAUAACAUCUCUGUAAUUGUGAUAGACUUGAAGUCUAAGAGGAAGAUCAAGACCAAAUCUUGAUCUUCCAUUUUCACUGUUGCUUACUGUAGUUUUUACACAGCGUAAUAUUUUCUCAUUUUUACAUAAUCAGUCCAUAUGUUCUUUUUUUUCUUCAUGGGCUUGAAAAGUGUGUAUGAGAAUGGUUUUUUAGUAUGUAAUAUAGAAAAAGAGGGGAGAUUACUUAA
Molecule: messenger RNA, 2782 nt
Organism: Salvia miltiorrhiza (redroot sage)
Lineage: Eukaryota; Viridiplantae; Streptophyta; Magnoliopsida; Lamiales; Lamiaceae
Product: protein phosphatase 2C 16-like
Exons: 4
Coding region: 1047-2618 (523 amino acids)
Biological process (GO): protein dephosphorylation
Molecular function (GO): protein serine/threonine phosphatase activity; cation binding
Source: RefSeq, a predicted model, not a curated record